Esox lucius (northern pike) is the source of this 1624-nucleotide messenger RNA. Its product is annotated as zinc finger protein 546-like. Lineage: Eukaryota; Metazoa; Chordata; Actinopteri; Esociformes; Esocidae. Gene Ontology annotation, cellular component: nucleus. The record is from RefSeq and is a predicted model, not a curated record. Gene Ontology annotation, biological process: regulation of transcription by RNA polymerase II. Gene Ontology annotation, molecular function: DNA-binding transcription factor activity, RNA polymerase II-specific; RNA polymerase II cis-regulatory region sequence-specific DNA binding. Bases 244 to 1500 code for a protein of 418 amino acids. The transcript is spliced from 3 exons.
ACUCGGCCGUCCAGUGUUAUUAGCAUGCUAGCUGCAGUCAGCAUACGUUACACAGUUUGUGGUAAUAUAAAUAUUGAACGUUUCCAACUAGCUAGAUUGACAUGAACUACGCGUCAACGUUUGGCAAGUUCCCCGGGUGCUGGUGUGAUCUGGAUGUUACCUGCCAGUUUUUCAGCUUAUUGAACUCACUCUAAAAGUGAAGUGGUGUUCAUUUUCCAUUGUUUAGUUGAUGUUGUUGCAGCUAUGUCAGAGGCCAUCCUGACCUUCCAGUACCAGCUCAGUAAUGUCAUGGAAACUGUCCUCAAAACCGCUGUGAAUGAAAUCACACGGCUGGUGAAAGAAGGUUUCUUGGAGGAAGUUACACAUAGCAAGCAGGAAGUUAUUGUCUUGAGGAAGAAGCUGCAUCAAUGGGAGCAGAGAUGGAGGGAUGAAGAGGAGAGAAAGAGGAGGGAGUUUGAAGAGAAUGAAAAGAAAAGGCAGAGAAAAGAGAGAGAGCAGAGGGGGUUGUCUGUGAGAUCCGCUUCUGCUGGAGAGAUUAAGGAGAGAGAGGAGGCUCAGUCAGGACUAGAGGAGGUUUGUGUAAUCAAACAGGAGGAGAGGUGCCAGUUAGAAGGACCCAGGACCCUCACUGAGAGAGAAGGACCACAGGAAACAACCAUGCAAGGUUCUUCUUGUGUUUCUAAAAGCAUGGAAAAGAACGAGUCCCAUGGGGUCCAUAUCAAAGAGGAGCUAGAUGACUGGGAGGAUCUGGUUUCCCAGAGAGUCAAAUCCACAGAUACCCCAAUAAUGAGCCUGAGUCAUCUGCAGAGAUUGAGUUCACAUGGCGGACCAUGGACCUGUGAACCUUUGCAUCCACAACCACUUCCAGCACCUUGGACCAGCGAACCUCUAGCUCCACAACCACUACCAUGGUCAGGUGAAUGUCCAGCUGCCCCUGCAGCUCCAGGAACCAGAAAUGAGCAGAUCCCACUCCCAAAAUCAAAUAUACCCACGCAGGGGACAGAGUGCGCUGUAGGGUCCCUUGAGUCCAGCCCCUACAACUUGAGCAUCAACACAACGGCAAAGCUGAGGGCCAAACCCUACACCUGCCCACAAUGUGGUAAGAGCUUUCCUCAGCUCCGAAACCUGAAAGACCAUCAGAAGUAUCACCACACAGGGAAGAAGGCAUUCACCUGCUCUCAGUGUGGUAAGGGCUUUGUGUACAUGUGCCACCUCAGGGUACACAUGCAAUGCCAUACGGGGGAGAGGCCUUUCAGCUGCUCCCAGUGUGGGAAGAGCUUUGUAUACCUGUGCAAUCUAAAGUCCCACCAGCAGUAUCACACAGGUGAGAAACCGUACAGCUGCUCUCAAUGUGGGAAGAGCUUCAGCCUUCAAAGUGGCUUGAAGAAACACAAGGUAAUUCAUUCUGCAGAGAGGCCUUAUCACUGCUUGAAUUGUGGGAACAAAUUCUAUUCUAGAGCAGACUUGAAAAGACAUGAACAAGUUCAUGCAGCAAGGUAGACCUUUGAAAGAUGAAGCAGGUUCAUUUGAAAAAUCAGAGUGAAUGAAAAUAACACAUGUAUUAUGUUUAAUGUAAGUUGCAGAUACAUUUCAUGUGGUGGGGAAUAAAAAUUUUACAAAGAAA